CAAGAACAAUGAUAUGGCAUUUUCCAUCCUCUCUUAUAACUAAUACUGUGCUCUUCAUCCUGUUCAGUAAAACUGCCUCAUGGUUCACAGGUGAAUGCAUCCCUGUUCCUGCACUACACCUGCAGACUGUGUGACGUCCUCAGUGCUCAUAGAGAGGAACUGUUUUAGCCUCAUCAUUUUUAAUCCUUUUUCAGGCUUUUUUCAGGAGUCAGUAUACGCAGCAAAGGGGGUCUUUAACCAUAGUUCAUUUAGUUUGAGAAAAGUUGAUACUUUGUAAAACAACAACUCUUUAUUGUGCAGAGGGUGUUUACUGUGGUUUGUGUCAACAUGCAUAUGAAUGAUCAAAGAGGAAGUAAAUCUUUCAACAGCCUGAUAUCCGUCUUCUGCUCAUUGACGACAGAGGAAAGGCGUCUUUGAACACAUCGUUCCUCCUUCACUUCUCACAGAGAUGAGAGGAGCAGCUAUGAGUUUAACUGCAGCAGCGAGUGGAUUAGUGGUCUUCCUGCUCUCUGUGUCAGUGGUUCAGGGUCAGCGUGGCUGGGGAGUGACUUACUCUUCUACUGAGAUCUGUGCAGUGAAAGGAUCAACAGUGGAGAUAAACUGCAGCUACACAUACCCAUCUAGAUGGAGAGGUGGUGUUAACACAGUAGAGAACACAUUCUGGUUUAUUAAACAGAAAGAUGUUGAAACUGUAUAUGUGACCACAGACUCAGAGUAUGCAGGUCGUGUAGAGACUCUCUGUGGAAACAACACCUGCACUCUGAGAAUCAGAAACCUGACAGAGAGCGACUCAGCUCAGUACUGGUUCAGGUUCAAAACAAACCAAGAUGCAUACUCGGGUCUUCCAGUCACUUUGUCCAUCACAGAUCUCCAGGUGAAGGUGAGCAGACCACAGUCUGAUCUUAACCUGCGGUGUCUCAGCAGUUGUCCACCUGGUCAUACUUCCUACAUCUGGUUCAAGAACGGACAGAAAGUAAAGGAAGACACAUCUCCUGAUGCAGACUUCAGUUAUGAUUCUGCAGACAGUUACUCCUGUGCUUUAAAGGGAUAUGAGGACUCCCCGACUCCUUCAGUGUAUGCUCCAAAGCUCCCCUCUGUGUCAGUGAGUCCCUCUGCUGAGAUAGAGGAGGGCAGUUCAGUGAAUCUGACCUGUAGCAGUGAUGCUAACCCAGCAGCUAACUACACCUGGUACAAGAAGGAUGAAGACUCUCCAAAAGCUUCAGGACAGAACUUCACCAUCACUGACUUCAGAGCUGAACACAGUGGGAAUUUAUUCCUGUGA
Eleginops maclovinus (Patagonian blennie) is the source of this 1282-nucleotide messenger RNA. RefSeq names its product B-cell receptor CD22-like. The transcript is spliced from 5 exons. The record is from RefSeq and is a predicted model, not a curated record. The coding region runs from base 449 to 1282 and encodes 277 amino acids. Lineage: Eukaryota; Metazoa; Chordata; Actinopteri; Perciformes; Eleginopidae.